ACAGUGACAGCACGCGCGGGGGACAACGCUGGCGUGAGGCCAGUCACGUGACCCAGCCCUGCCAGCUGAAAGUGUUCCAUUUGCUGCCACAUCUUCUCCUGAAGCUCCACAGUUACUGUGUCGACUGGGAUCGUCGCGAUGACGCAGAGACGACCAUCACCAACCAGCGAUUGAUUACGGUCGAAGCAGUUGUAGUUCACUGCGUGUUGUCGCCAGCCGUGGUGGCUGUCUGCGAGGAGACUUUGCUUGGUGCGAGUCUUUAUUUAUAUACGUUAGAGGCGAAACCUGUUUUGCCGGUACAGACUCACCCAAAAUAGACCGACCCAACCGACUGGCCCAUGACCACAGUUAGAGCAGCAGUAAGAAUUAAGGGUGUGUGAAGUGUGAAAACAAACCUCACCCUAAGCAAAAAUUCUUGGCUAGUUUCUUGAUUCACAUGACUAACACCGACAUUCGGAUACCGCGGGGCCAAAGUGUCUUUAUACCUGUUCUCCACCCUGGCACAUCGGUCUGAGACGGUGAGUGUACGGGUGUCAGCAACACCAGCCUGACACUGUCGCUACUGUAAAGGAUAGUAGUGUGACUGACAGUAGCUGAAGGCCCCAGCCCUGUACUAAGGUAACCUCUCUGCCAGGAGCAGCCUCACCCGACGACAGGUGCGACAACAUGGAACACGAAGUGGCCUACGCGACGGAGCUGACCAAACUUCACCACACCAACUACGUCCGCAACUCUCGGGCCAUAGCGGUGCUGUGGGGUAUAUUCACAGUCGUCUACGCCAUCCUCAACAUCGUCGUUUUCAUCCAGCCGCAGUGGUUCGGCGACACAGGCGAAAGUUCUGUGCCGGGCUUCUUCGGCUUGUGGCGCUACUGCGAGGAGACAACAUUUGGCUCGGAUUUCGUGUGCAAGGGCGACUUUCUUGAUUUCACCAACAUCCUCAACCCAUCAUUCCAGGCGGCAUCUUUCUUUGUUGGUGUGGCGGCGCUGCUGUUUCUAAUCAGUAUCGCCUGCUUCUUGCUGUUCUUCUUCCUGAACACAGCCACUGUGCUCAAGAUCUGUGGCUGGUUCCAGGCUGUAGGCGCUGUUUUCGUGCUUCUGGGCUGCAUAAUCUACCCGAGUGGAUGGGAUCACCAGGAGGUGAAGCUGGUGUGUGGCCAGGACGCGGACAAGUAUAAGAUCGCCAGCUGCGGACUUCGCUGGGCCUACGCUCUCGCCAUCGUCUUGAUCUUCGACGCCGCCAUCUUGGCUAUUCUUGCGUUCGUGCUUGCCGCCAAGCAGGCUCGUCUGCUACCCGAGGUGUACAAACAAGAAAAAGUAGCGGAGGCGCCGGGCUUCUCCAGUGACACGCUGUCCAAGAGGUCUGUGGUGCCCAUCAUGUCAGAGGACCGGUACUCUGAGUACUCCCACCGCUCCCAGAAGUCCAAGCGCUCCGCACACUCCUCACACUCCCUGCGUGCCAUGUAGCGGAAGCGGGGUGGUCCUCCAUACUUGUCGCUGCCUGGAAACUCAUGCGCAUGGAUUGCUGGCAUUUUGUACAUUAUUCAUUUCUACAUUCACGAGCGGGGCUGUACAUGUUCUCAAAGGACUGUUUUAAGAAAGUGCUAGGUACUUCUAUAUAUUGAAACGUUAUUAUGAAUGGCAUAAUUUCCACAGCUUCUCUUGUAGCGCCUCAUCAGUGAAACUUGCUGAAAAUCGUGUCGACGAACCUUGCUGAAUGUUUCAUCAUUGAACCUUGCUGAAGGUUCGACAUGUGAAUACUUUUGACUCUGGUACCACGAUCUGACGCUGCUCUCCUGCAGCCUGGUUCCAUCAUGGCAUCAGUGCAAAAACAAAACAACUUCCUAUGGAUCGGAAAUACGACUUUUUAGCCUUUUCAGGUCCACCAAGUACCUGCGUGGGAUAUCGAACUUCUGGAAAGCGGUACAUGGAGUGAGAACGAGGUCCUCGACAGGACAGUCACCCCGCACCAACAUUCUCACCUGCAAUAAAGCCAAGCCAUUAUUGUACACGCAAGUGCAUUCUGAUUAUAGCAAACAUGAGUUGAAACUGCUGCAUAAUGUAAGUAUUCAAGCUGAAGGCACGCUAGCCAAGUCCUUGCUGAACUACCACUCAGUAAUCCGAGUUGCUGCCUGCUGUAUACAUACUACCAAUGCAGGAGUGAAAUCGUCAGGUUCAUGGCCGCCUCUUGAUCUUGCCCUUUCUUACCUCUGUAGAUCACUGAAGACAGCUCACGCAUUUGGCGAGGGGUCAAAUAAUUUCUGCUGAAUAAAAAGCUGCGGAUGUAUUAUUGGGCAUAUCAGCCAAGUAUAUUUGCGAGCGAAGACAAAGUGCCUAUCCCACUCUCCCCACUUCACUUUCAGUGAAGCACAAAAGCCACCUUCCUUGUUUGUUCUUGAUGUAGUCAGAUGUAAAGACAAAACUCGAAAGUUCUUAUCAAAAUGGUAUAUAUGUAUAUCUGCAUUAGCAUGGUGCAUAUUUAUGAGCAGAAGGCUGUGUAUUUCUAAUGUUAUAUUUCUUCCUGCACACAACGUUAUUUCUGCAUGAGCAAGUUCUUGUUUCUUUACGAGAGGGCUGUUAUUUGUGCAUAGGCACGAUGUAAAUAAAUCGUGCUUCAAUGA
Messenger RNA from Pomacea canaliculata, 2618 nucleotides. RefSeq names its product LHFPL tetraspan subfamily member 3 protein-like. Gene Ontology annotation, cellular component: plasma membrane. The coding region runs from base 667 to 1464 and encodes 265 amino acids. NCBI's taxonomy places the organism in Eukaryota, Metazoa, Mollusca, Gastropoda, Architaenioglossa, Ampullariidae. The transcript has 4 exons. Gene Ontology annotation, biological process: sensory perception of sound. The record is from RefSeq and is a predicted model, not a curated record.